This is a messenger RNA of Eruca vesicaria subsp. sativa (arugula), 1338 nucleotides long. The record is from the annotation of a GenBank genome assembly. NCBI's taxonomy places the organism in Eukaryota, Viridiplantae, Streptophyta, Magnoliopsida, Brassicales, Brassicaceae.
AUGGCGAGAGUUCUAGUCUCGUCUCCAUCUUCACUCUUCGGUUCUCCUUUAAUCAAACCGUCGUCCUCUUCCCGUCAAUUCCUACCAUACCGGAGUAACAAGCUUUUCACAACUGUACGUUUCAGCUUGAACGAGAUUCCUCCUCUCCAUGGCUUGGACUCAUCGGUCAACAUCGGAGAAAUUCUCACCAGAGCAGAGUCUCUCUUUUAUACAAUAGCCGACGCCGCCGUAGUCGGAGCCGAUUCCGUUACCGGGACAACUGAUUCCGCCGUGCAGAAGAGUGGCGGUUGGUUCGGAUUCAUCUCCGAUGGUAUGGAGUUGGUGCUUAAGAUUUUGAAAGAUGGACUUACGGCGGUUCAUGUGCCGUAUGCUUAUGGAUUUGCGAUUAUUUUGCUUACGAUUAUUGUUAAAGCAGCGACGUAUCCUUUGACAAAGCAACAGGUUGAAUCGACGCUGGCGAUGCAAAAUCUUCAACCCAAGCUUAAAGCCAUUCAACAACGUUACGCUGGCAAUCAGGAGAGAAUACAACUAGAGACGUCGCGUUUGUAUAAACAAGCUGGUGUAAAUCCAUUGGCAGGUUGCUUACCAACUUUAGCCACCAUACCAGUUUGGAUUGGUUUAUACCAAGCUCUCUCCAACGUUGCCAACGAGGGUCUCUUUACAGAAGGUUUCUUUUGGAUUCCCUCUUUAGGUGGACCAACAAGUAUAGCUGCUCGGCAGAGUGGUUCCGGCAUCUCAUGGCUUUUUCCCUUUGUGGACGGGCAUCCACCAUUGGGGUGGGGUGACACAGCAGCGUAUCUUGUUUUGCCUGUUCUCCUUAUUGUUUCCCAGUAUGUGUCAAUGGAGAUUAUGAAGCCUCCUCAGACAGACGAUCCUGCUCAGAAGAAUACGCUUCUCGUUUUCAAGUUUCUACCACUCAUGAUCGGCUACUUUGCAUUGUCUGUCCCAUCAGGGUUAUCUAUCUACUGGUUCACAAACAAUGUACUUAGCACCGCCCAACAAGUUUGGCUGCGUAAACUAGGCGGUGCAACGCCUGCAGUAAGUGAAAAUGCAAGCGGGAUAAUAAGUGCGGGACGAGCAAAGAGAUCUAUUGCUCAGCCUGACGAUGCUGGUGAAAGAUUUAGACAAUUAAAAGAGCAAGAGAAGCGCAGCAAGAAGAACAAAGCAGUUGCGAAAGAUACAGUUGAGCUGCUAGAAUCUCAGACCGAAUCAGAAGAAGGGUCGGAUGAUGAGGAAGAAGAGGUUCGUGAAGGAGCGUUAGCUUCGAGCACAAGCAAGCCAGUUCCUGACGUUGGGCAGAGAAGAAGCAAAAGAUCGAAGCGGAAGCGCACUGUAUAG